AUGGCUGUCAACAACGGGGACAACCCCAAUUUUGAUGGAGAGGGAUCUGGGGCUUCCACUUCGGAUCAAGAAAUGCUGAAACGUGCUCGAGCAGCUCACGACAACGAGGACUUUUGCGCCUUGUCCGCCGGACCAGAGGCCAACGGACCCUGGAAACGCGUCGAAGCGGCGGACCGGUUUGUGGUUUUCCGACGACAAGUCAAAGCCAGCAGCAAUGAGAAGCGGCCAAAUGAGCUCGAAGUCCUCUGUGCCGGACGACUGGAUGCCAGUCUCGAAGAGGUGGCGAGUAUCCUCCGGUCCAGCUCCGAAGGCGAGCACAACGCUUCCAUGUCGGCACUGUACGCCAAGGACUUUAUCUUUGGGUCCUAUGAACCUUCGCGCAGACCGCAAUUCGCCAACAAUGAGCAAUGGUGCUACUUGGACUAUUUCCAACGCAAGCAAGAGCGUGAUGGCUUCACUAUCACAAAGCGUGCUCUGUCUCCCACUGAGUCGAGCCCAGGACGCAUCGCAGGACUGAACGCCCGCGUGGACCAACUGCACGGAUUAAGUGCCUCGUAUCUGGUCGACGUACUCCCCAAUCCCAAAGGUCUGCGCGUCGUCUUCCACGCCUGGUUUAACGUGGAAGAAUCCGCUGACAAACGCACGACGUCGAGGCGGAGAAGCGACGAAACGACCAGCUCCAACACCAGUUCGAACCACAUGGAGAGUUUUUCUGGACGUGUAGCUGCAAUCACCGUCUGUACUCGCUGUCAUGUCAACGUUCAAGCUUGUGAGUAUUCAGAGGUGUUCGCUGGGACAGCACAAGAGCGUGAGAAGCACAGUGGACCCCCGCGUGUUGUGGAAGACUCGGACGAAGCUUCAACUGUGUCGGUGCUGGUGGAUUUCCUCUCUGCUUCUCUGCUAAACUCACGCUCUAGUAGUGUAGAACACGUGGCUGUUAUGGAUGUAAUUCGGAUCCUUCUUCGACAAGAGAAGAGCUCUGACGACGAAGACGCUGAACGCACGUAUCUCUUGGAUCUACCGGGAGAUCCGAACAUCGACGUGCCACAUUCUCCGAUUCCAAGUAACGAGGCCGAACGUAUCGCCAGCAUUAAAUCUGCGGGGUUAUUGGAACUCGCCGACAUUUUCGCGCCGGAAACGCCACACACAGACAUGAAGGUUGUUGCACCUGAUGUCCACGACCUCGAGUUACUGUGUCAAUUGGCGGUGAAGACCUUGGGCUGCGCGUAUGCGUUCGUGACGAUCAUGUGUACGAAACACGAGCAUAUUGUGGUUGGCACACACCCCGGAUUCGUUGGAGCGGCCGUUCCUCGGGCGCAAACUACAUGCCAACAUGCACUGAUGUCUCCGUAUCCAUUCAUGGCAGCUCAUCACGAAGCAGACAUGUACAGCACUGCACAUUACUUUGCGUUCACGAUAGCUGCUACAGUGUUUGCGUCCCAGAAACGCCGAUUCAUCUUCAGGAACAACACGGUUUCAAGGUGA
This is a messenger RNA of Phytophthora infestans T30-4, 1485 nucleotides long. RefSeq lists its product as uncharacterized. Bases 1 to 1485 code for a protein of 494 amino acids. Lineage: Eukaryota; Oomycota; Peronosporomycetes; Peronosporales; Peronosporaceae. The record is from RefSeq and is a predicted model, not a curated record. The transcript is spliced from 6 exons.